CAUUGUGAGUGGUGUGUGUGUGUGUGUGUGUUUGGUCCACUGAGCCGGAGCCCAGAGAGCUUUACCGAGAGAGAGGACCGUAGAUACAUUGGGACUGGAAGCCAGGGUGAGCAACAAGCCAUGGCUAACAGUGGGCUGGAGAUCCUGGGCAUCGCCCUGAGUGUGCUGGGAUGGCUGGGAUCCCUCAUCUCCUGCAUCCUCCCCAUGUGGAAAGUCACCGCUUUCAUCGGCAACAACAUCGUGGUGGCUCAGAUCAUCUGGGAAGGUCUCUGGAUGAACUGCGUGGUGCAGAGCACAGGGCAGAUGCAGUGUAAGGUGUACGACUCGUUGCUGGCUCUCUCUCAGGAUCUCCAAGCCUCCAGAGCCCUGACCGUCAUCGCCAUCGUGGUGGGAGUGCUGGGUAUCCUGAUCUCCAUCGUGGGCGCCAAAUGCACCAACUGCAUCGAUGAUGAAGUAGCCAAAGCCAAGGUGAUGAUCGUAGCCGGGAUCCUCUUCCUCCUGGCCGGCCUGAUGACCCUGAUCCCCGUGAGCUGGACAGCCAACACCAUCAUCAAGGAUUUCUACAACCCAUUGGUGACGGACGCCCAGAGGAGAGAGCUGGGGGCCUCCCUGUACAUCGGUUGGGGAACCUCUGGGCUGUUGCUGCUGGGAGGGGCUCUGCUCUGCUGCUCCUGUCCCCCCAAGAACGACAAAUACCGGGGCCCCAGAGUGGCUUACUCGGCUGCCAGGUCCACAGCUCCCAGUGGCUAUGACAAGAAGGAUUAUGUGUGACUUGCCUUGUGCCUGGGCUGUCUCUGCCUCCCCUCUCCCCUUCCCCAGGAGGGUCUCUCUGCCUAUUGGAGAUGUGAUGUCCACUGAAUGUUUGGACGCCACCUGAUCUGUUUUUUAUUGCUGUGUCAUUUGAUACAGUGCUUCAUCUCAUCAUGUGUCUAGCUUUUAAACUAGUAUGUUGCUUUUUUAUAUAUAUAUAUAUAUAUAUAUAAUGUAUAUGUUAAAAAGAGAUGAAUUUCAAACCAUUAGAAAAAAGGUUUUAAAUGCACCUGUAACUCCGACUCCCCCCACCCCUUGUUGCUGGUUGGGAAUGAAGGGAAGUCAAUCGAUGGCACCCUGUUUGCUUUGUCUGUAACUGUGUGCACAGUAUUGGCAGUAGCUUCAUGCCCUGGCACCUCGCUACCUCUCCCACCUGUUUGCUCCCCAACCCACUACCCGCUGCCUCCCCUCGAUUGGCUCCGACCUCCGGUAUGUUCCUCGGGCCCUGCGUUUCACCAUCGGAGGCCGCGCCUUCAGCCAUUACGCCCCGAAACUCUGGAACACACUUCCUCUAUCCCUCCGCCUUUUCCCUUCAUUCCCCAUCUUCAGGUGACACCAGAAGACCUUCCUUUUCAACCGUGCCUACAGUUACCUUCCCCUGGCUCAGCAUCAUGCUCUGCCACUGUCAAGCACUCUGGGACGCUGACCUGUGUGAGGGCCUCUGUGUAAAUGCGAGUUGUUGUUGUUGUAGCUGUGUACAGUAUUGACUGUGGUGGUGUACACAGUAUUGGUAUUGGCUGUAGGUGUGUACAGUAUUGACAAGCUGUGUGCUGUAACAGUGACUACCCUGGUGUGAGCUCGGUUUCCCUUACUUGUGUAACUGACACUGAGUCCUUGCCUAACAUCUGUUUGCAGGAAGCUUUUGCAAAUGUGCCUGCUGGGCUGUGGAACAAUGCAGAGCGACUUUUUUUUAGCUUAAACUGAAUAAAACCUUGUUGCGAUGUACACGU
Callorhinchus milii (elephant shark) is the source of this 1760-nucleotide messenger RNA. RefSeq names its product claudin-4-like. Gene Ontology annotation, biological process: bicellular tight junction assembly; cell adhesion. The record is from RefSeq and is marked provisional. Gene Ontology annotation, molecular function: structural molecule activity. NCBI's taxonomy places the organism in Eukaryota, Metazoa, Chordata, Chondrichthyes, Chimaeriformes, Callorhinchidae. Gene Ontology annotation, cellular component: plasma membrane; bicellular tight junction.